This is a messenger RNA of Truncatella angustata, 1138 nucleotides long. RefSeq lists its product as uncharacterized. NCBI's taxonomy places the organism in Eukaryota, Fungi, Ascomycota, Sordariomycetes, Amphisphaeriales, Sporocadaceae. The record is from RefSeq and is a predicted model, not a curated record. Bases 148 to 903 code for a protein of 251 amino acids. The transcript has a single exon.
GUCUUGAAUAUGGUCGAACCGUGGCUUCUUAGUGGUCCACACAUUCACCCUAUUCACAUUGGUUGAUCCAUCCCCUUCUUAUGAAGCAAAUCACGUGCCUGUAACCAUGCUCUGAAGGGCACCGUUCGUUCGUUCAUCAAACCAGCGAUGGAUGUUGCAACACAGGUCCGCUCGAGCUUGCAGAGCCAAGGGCUACCAGCCCCAACGGCAGCAUGGGUGAGGAGUGUGUUGCCCAAUCGCAGCCCCAUGCCGCCCCUGCCUGCCCUCACCGCAACCGUCAAGGCCCGGCUCAUGGCCGCAGACAUCACCAAUGCCGGAAUCCUGGACGCAUCAGCAAGCUCCUUCCUGCCCAACAUAACCAACCAGGAAGUCAAGGAGACAAAGCUGUCGAUGGACACUCUGGUCCAGGUCCUGGACAUCGACAACCUGACCAAGAGCAAGUGGGAGCAGGUCGAGGAGCUCGAGGCCAUUGCGCGUGGCGAGCAGACUCGGGGGCGCGAAAUCAUACGCCUCCCCACCGCCGGCGAGGAAGACGAAGAGGGCAAUGUGAGCAGUGCGUCGACCCAGGCCGUCUCGGCAGGCUCAAACUCGAGGAGUGGACCAGCUGGGUCGGGUACCACCACGCCAAAGAACUCCACCCACCGGCUCGUUCUGCAGGACUGCAAGGGCCGGAAAGUCUACUGUCUCGAGCUGAAACGCAUCGACAGGAUUGGGGUGGGGACCAUGAAUAUCGGGGAGAAAAUCCUCCUCAAGAAAGGGACGGUAGUUGCCAGGGGCACUGUGCUGCUGGAUCCGGCCAUGUGCACGAUAUUGGGUGGGAAGGUCGAGGCGUGGCAGAAGGCUUGGCUUGAUGGGCGCUUGGCACGGUUGCGCGAAGCCGUUGGUGCAGAUGCGCGCGGCUAAGAUCGCAAGAGCUUUAAACCAUUCACAGCUGAUGUCUGUACUUAUAUAAAGCAUACUGUUGUUUCUACCGUGGUGCCUCGCGGAUUAGCAAGAAUUGGUUUUGACUGUCAUGGUGUCCGCACAAUGGUAGACGCAUAUUGCUGUUCUUAGGGUGCCUAAUGACUGGGAGAAGACGUAUUUUCCUUUUCAUCAUACUUAGGCCUCAUCACAUAUAUCUAAUAAACCAGUGAAAUCA